Oncorhynchus nerka (sockeye salmon) is the source of this 2239-nucleotide messenger RNA. Its product is annotated as junctional adhesion molecule 3B-like. Lineage: Eukaryota; Metazoa; Chordata; Actinopteri; Salmoniformes; Salmonidae. Gene Ontology annotation, molecular function: protein heterodimerization activity; protein homodimerization activity; cell-cell adhesion mediator activity. The transcript is spliced from 9 exons. Bases 40 to 984 code for a protein of 314 amino acids. Gene Ontology annotation, biological process: cell-cell adhesion; cell migration. Gene Ontology annotation, cellular component: cell-cell contact zone; plasma membrane; protein complex involved in cell adhesion. The record is from RefSeq and is a predicted model, not a curated record.
CAGUCCUCUCCAUCCAUUGAAAAGCUCUUGACUUUGCGCAUGUACGGCCAAACUGAACAUUGCAUCGACUCCAAGAUGGCGUUAACACGUCUGGCUUGCAUUCUGGUCCUCCUCUCAACUCACUGUUACUUCAACGUGUUGGCAGUGAUUCUGAAAACAACGAAUGAUGCGCCAUGGGCCAACGAGUUUGAAUCUAUCGAAUUGUCCUGUUUGAUAGAGUCCAUCUCCACAAACGACCCCAGAAUCGAAUGGAAGAAAAUUAAGGAUGGGGAGCCCAGUUAUGUCUACUUUGAGAAGAAGAUCUCAGGAGAUUUGGAGGGCAGAGCAAGGAUCAGAGAGCCUGCAACAUUAGUGAUAACCAAUGCUACAAGAUCAGACUCAGCCAGUUAUCGUUGCGAAGUCACCGCCCCAAUUGACCAGAAAACCUUUGAUGAGAUUUUGAUCAACCUUGUCAUAAGAGUGAAGCCAGUGGUGCCGAAAUGUGCUGUCCCCAAAUCGGUGCCUGUGGGGAAGGCGGCGGAGCUCCGCUGCGUGGAGGAUGAAGGUUUCCCCAAGUCUCAAUACCAGUGGUUCCGCAACAAGGAGGAGAUCCCCGAUGACCCCAAGACCAGCCCCAAGUUCUUCAACUCCUCCUACAUGCUCAACGCCGAAACUGGAACCCUCAAAUUCAGUGCUGUCAGAAAGGACGACUCAGGAGAGUACUUCUGCCGAGCAAAGAACGACGCGGGUCACUCAGAAUGUGGACCGCAGACGAUGGAAGUCUAUAACAUCAAUAUUGCCGGGAUCAUCCUGGGAGUGCUGGUGGUGGUGGUGGUGCUAUUGUGUAUAACAGUGGGCAUCUGCUGUGCGUACAAGCGAGGCUACUUCGUCAGCCAGAAACAGACAGGAAACAAUUACAAAGCCCCAGCGAAAGGAGACGGAGUGGACUACGUCAGGACAGAGGACGAGGGCGACUUCCGACACAAAUCUUCAUUUGUCAUCUGAAGACGAAGGGCAUGGAAGGGAAAGGUGUGAUACUUUGGACUGAACUCACUAAGUGUGUGAGAUGACCAGUGAGCUGCCACAGUAUGUGCCUUGAGCUCUCUGCACGUCUGAAACAAUUCAAGUUUGCCAAAGGUGACAAGUUUUCACAAAUCUAUAUAGAACUAUUAACCAUCGUUACAGACACAUAAGUAUUGAAACCCGCUUGUUGACCUUUUUAUCACCAAACAACUUAUUUUUGCUAAAUUAUGGAGAUUUUUACGUUAAAGUUAUAGCAUGUUUCAAUACGGUUAACACCAUCUGCUGGGGAAAAGCAUUUAUGUAAGAUGUUCUGCCAGGAGGGGAAAAACAUCUAGCUAAGUUCUGAAGAAAAUCUAACAUGACAUAUUUCUACUUUAAACAUGUGCUUCAAACCUUUGUCAUUUAUAUAACUUUUUUUUUUCUAUCAGCAAAAUUUGUCAGACUAUUUUUGAUGGAAUAUAUUUUGAAAUGCCUAUAGAUAAAGGUUUACUUUUUUAAAUAUUUGUAAAAUACUAGCAUACUUUUUUAUUUGGUUGUGGGAAAAAUAAAUUUCAACCACUCAGAAUUCAGCUGUAAAAUUUCACCUUUCCUACCCUCCUCCCCCACCAAAUCACAAAAUGACUUGUUUUACCAUAAAGGUUUGGUUCUAGAACAGUCUUACAUAUUUUAUUUACUGUUGGGAUUUCCAUGUUAAUAUUAAAAGUCAAAUGUUUGUAGAUAGUGUCUUGAACAGUAAAAGGCUUCAAUGAGUACCAGCCAAAAGCUGGGAAAUACUGUAUACAAUCAGUGCUGCAUAUCCUUGAUUUUAAGUGUCCUUCUAUGCUUGAGUUUAUCUUGUAUAUAUUGAAUAUAUUGUCCAGUUUUUUGUUGUUGCUGUAUGUCAGGAAUACAUUGAGUAUUUGUAAUACAGGGUUUAUGUUGGCUAAUAAUUGUAUAUAGAUAACUGUUUGUGUGUGUGUGUGUCCAAGGAGGCAAUAUGAAACUCUUCCCAUGGUUUGAAAAAUACAUUGUCAUGGUAGAGACGAUCUGCCUAAUGUUUGCACAUAGGACAUUUUACACUGAACAAUCUUCUCUACACCAGGCAAAAAAACAUAGAAUUUCAAAUUCAAGUAAAUGACCCAAGACGUUGUAUUUGACAUUUUCCCAAAUGAAUUUAUAUCCAAGAGUUACAAAACAUUACAAGAUAGAGUAAUUGCUAGGUGAAACCAAUUAAUGCAGAUGCAAAACAUUUUUUUAC